Messenger RNA from Neurospora tetraspora, 999 nucleotides. RefSeq lists its product as uncharacterized. The transcript is spliced from 2 exons. The record is from RefSeq and is a predicted model, not a curated record. Gene Ontology annotation, cellular component: membrane. The coding region runs from base 1 to 999 and encodes 332 amino acids. NCBI's taxonomy places the organism in Eukaryota, Fungi, Ascomycota, Sordariomycetes, Sordariales, Sordariaceae. Gene Ontology annotation, molecular function: serine-type endopeptidase activity.
AUGCGCGCCUUGCUUUCAGAGGUGGCUUCUCAACGAGCCAACAAAGUAUUCGCCCAGUUACCAUUCGAGUUCUUUCCCCGUGCCCUUUUCGACGCGAGGUGGCAGCGAAGUCCCUAUCUCGGCAGGUAUCUGAUCAGCAACUUCAAAAAGGGCUGGUUUGUCUACCUUUUCUGCGGCGUCAACGCGGCCGUCUUUGCCAUCUGGCGAUACCCUUCCCUUCUCGACCUCCCCUCCAAGCUCUUUUCCUCUUUCCAAACAAAACAGCAACCACAAGGGAGGGGUGGUAGAAGUAGCGAGAGGAGUGGUAGAAGUAGUAGAGGUCUGGGCAACAACGUGAGGACCAUCCACGAUCUCAAUAGGGGUCAGGAAGACGCGAGUUCGAAACGAUCUGGAUCCUUCCUUAGCCUUCAGAAUGAGGCCAAUCACUUGCAGACCCUCCGCCGCCACUUCACCAUCUCCCUCGACAACAGUGCCCAAGGCCGUUGGUGGACCAUUCUCACCUCGGCUGUCUCGCACCAGGAUCUCGACCAUAUUGUCAAGAACCUGACCACCUUCAUCAGCGUGGCCAGUAUCGGUAUCAACAGGGGUCUGUCCAACGGCCAGCUCUUUUGCGUCUGCCUGGGCUCUGCUGUCGCCGGGUCGGUGGGCCAACUAUGGCAUUUUGCACACAAGGUGGAAAGAGAUCGCCAGAGCCGUCGGCGAGGAGUUAUUAUGACCCGUUACGGCUUGGGGGCGAGCGGCAUCGUGAGCGGGUUGAGCGUUGCUAUGGCUAUGCUCUUUCCAUAUACUCCGGUGCAAAAGUUUGCUGGAAUGCUGCCGCUGCCGCUGCCGCUGCAGUUGUGGACGGUACCUUUGAUCAGCUUUGCCUACGAUUUGUGGAUGUUGAACGAUGAAAGUUCCAAGAUUGGACACGGGGCGCAUCUUGGUGGUGCCAUUUUCGGGGGACUGUACUCCUUUUUUGCAUUGAGAGGGCUCAGCCUGACACCUCACCGGUGGUAA